Molecule: messenger RNA, 2650 nt
Organism: Micromonas pusilla CCMP1545
Lineage: Eukaryota; Viridiplantae; Chlorophyta; Mamiellophyceae; Mamiellales; Mamiellaceae
Exons: 10
Coding region: 191-2650 (819 amino acids)
Biological process (GO): intra-Golgi vesicle-mediated transport; Golgi organization; intracellular protein transport
Cellular component (GO): COG complex; cis-Golgi network; membrane
Source: RefSeq, a predicted model, not a curated record
UUCUAAACCUUCGAAGGAACUCCCGUAGGACUCACGAACCUACACGUACGAGCCCACCCAGGGCCAGAUGAUGUUGGCAGUAUCUAACGAUUCUUUCACGCCUACCAGCUGACAAUAGCGAUAUCUAACAUUUACCGUGUUGAGUGACCAGACUGGAAGAAGUGGCAGUCCCCGAUUGCUUUCAGUGCACAUGUUUCCAGCCGACCAAGAAAUAGACAGAAAGUCCACGAGAGGACCCGAAGACGAAAUCUGGAAAUUAGUCGCUGGGUGGUCCUCACGUUUUCUACAUUUGACUUCUGCUAGCAGCAGUUCAUAUUUUAUUCAGCAGCAGCUCAACAUGCUGCGAGCUCUGAGUGUCUCGACUCGUGCUUUACAGCCUCCACUGGAUACUUCUCGAUUCGAUGUGCCGUUGCCUCACAACGGAAGUUCUACAAGUGACAAGAGAGACAUUGCAGAAUUGCGAUCGACGUUCAAAAUCCACCGGUGGUAUACAGAUUUUUAUCACAAGAAGCAAAGUGAGGUGGCCAGGAUCUUGAGGUAUCGCAUAGAAUUGCUGAAAGAUCGUGUCAUCUGCUGCGACAGUGUGAUCUGUAGCUCUGUUGAGAUUCGGACACUGAUCAGGAAUAUUCAAGUUGACUACUGGAAAGUAGAAGGGCGUAGUCUGGUACUUCGUUUAAAGUGUGCAAGGCUUGCUUCUGAAAAUCAGAGGCAGCUGAAUUUCGCUGAAACGCUGAGUUCCAGACUACGAUAUAUUGACGAGCUAGAAACCAUAACUGGUGAAGUUAAGGGUCUGCUCUGCAAGGACGAAAGCUGUGAUUAUAUAUGGCAUCUUCGGCGGCUGGAUCAUUGUUUUUUGUUUGUUGACAACCGUAAGAAUUAUUCAGAGUAUACAGGUCUUUCACUCAAAUGUAAACAGCUUCGUGGGCGCAUACUUUCGGCAGUGAGAUCACACAUCGCUGCUACUGUACUCGAUAGCGUCAGAGAAGCUAAGCAAAGUCACAUCGAUUCAGAAAAUGCAACAUGUAGAACUCAUCAAGAGCAUGGGGUUCAAGGAAGUUCUUUUUUUAAUGCUGCAUUUUAUGUAAAUUUCUGCUCUGCAAUGGCUAGCCUGAAGCCUAUUUUGGGCGAGCUUUAUGCGCAAGCACAGAGUCGAAGAAGCACUAACUGGAGAGAGGCCUUUGCACAAGUAUUAAUUGAUUGUCAUUCGAACUACUGCAACCAGAGGUUUUCCCUUGUUUCAGAGGUGUUUCAAAACCAGCUUCUGGAACAUUUUAAGGGACGGUCACUUCUAGUCUUUGUGCACAUUGGCUUCACAUACCUUUUACAGAUUUGUCAAGCUGAGCUAGAGCUUUCCGAGAAAUCUUUCCCUUUGACAAAUGACGCUUCCCUCACCACCUUAUUGUUAGAGCCUCUCGGGCAAUUAUUACUAGAUGUUGUCCGACCUCAGUACAUCAUGUGGACCGACAUGUUCACCAUUGCAGAAUUUGUUGACUUGAUCAAGUGCAAGGUUAUGGAAGAACAGCUAGACAAGUAUGGGAAGACUGGUUCACUAUUGCAGCCUUUUGUUGCUGUCCUACUUGCCGAUGUCCGGGAGCGACUGAUAUUCCGUGCACAGACUUUUCUUCGUGAUAAUGUGAGUAAUUACUGUCCCUCUGCUACUGAUCUCGAUUAUCCCAGCAAACUGGAGUUACCUCCGUCAUCUGAGAGUAGCACACCAGACGUGAGUACAAGUUUUCCACCAGACUACAGAUCUUCUGGUGAAAAAGUUAUCUACUGUGGGGUCUCGGAAAAGUCGACUGAAAAAUGUUUUCAUGAUGGAUUUCCUCCCUUGUUUCACACAUUGACGUGCCUUACGACACUAAACCGCUGUUUGGAAGCCCGAACAUUUUCUGGCAUUGCUCAAGAAGCCGUCCAUAUUUGCUGUGGAUCCAUCAAGGGUGCUAGUCACUCAAUUCAUAAUCAGGUAGGUUUUACGGAUGGGCAGCUGUUCUUGAUAAAGCACCUUCUCUUGCUGCGUGAGCAAAUUGCAACAUUUGAGCCUGACCUCACCGCUAACGCAGUUUAUGCGAGAAAUCUCAAUUUUUCGCAUCUGCGGGGGCAUGUUCAACGCAUUAUAGCAGGCGAAACAAGUGUUGGAUCCAGGGAACCUGGUGCGAGUGAUUUACUGACACUAGCUGUCCAAGGCCUUCCCCGUUUAGUAGAAACAGCAGUUGACAGCCGCAUAGAGCUUGAGCAGCUUUUAAAGGUCGCAUGUGAAGAUUACAUUAUGUUUGUUACUAGGCAGAUUGUCGAACCUAUGCUGUCAUUCAUCACAAAGAUAACAGCUAUUCGUGUGUCGGGCAUUAUGACUGAAGAGGCACCAGUCCGUCAGACAGCAUUUGCGACACCUGACAGAAUUCGUGAUAUUGUGGUUACUGUCAACAAAACACUUCAUAGCACAUUACCAAAGCACAUACAGAAAAUGCGCAUCUACCUUGCGGGCUCAGUCUCUAGAGAAACAAUCCUGAACCCUAUCAAGAGUAAUAUCUCUGAAGCUCAUGCUCAAUUUGCUGCGAUAUUAUAUUCUGAAUACGAACCAGAACUUCUUAACAAAAUUAAGCUGCAGUCACCUUCUGAUCUUGUGAAGUCUAUGAACGAUAUGCCAAGUUGA